Eutrema salsugineum is the source of this 1920-nucleotide messenger RNA. Its product is annotated as probable pectate lyase 1. Lineage: Eukaryota; Viridiplantae; Streptophyta; Magnoliopsida; Brassicales; Brassicaceae. The transcript is spliced from 6 exons. Bases 76 to 1353 code for a protein of 425 amino acids. Gene Ontology annotation, molecular function: pectate lyase activity. The record is from RefSeq and is a predicted model, not a curated record.
ACCCUCACUCCUCUCUUUCCUCUGUUCUACUUUUCUCGGGCCACAACAAACACUUUUCGGUCAGCUUCUGCUCCAAUGGCGGUUCUUCCGACAUGGCUUUUAGCUAUGAUGUGUCUACUCUUCUUCGUUGGAGCAAUGGAGAACUCAACUCUCUCUAGAUCGGACGAAAACGAAUGGAACAAACACGCAGUGACGAAUCCAGAUGAAGUAGCGGACGAAGUUAUCGCCAUGGCUGAAAUGAGUGUAAGAAACCAUACCGAGAGGAGGAAGCUGGGUUACUUUACUUGCGGAACAGGCAACCCAAUCGAUGAUUGUUGGCGAUGCGAUCGCAAUUGGCACAAGAACCGCAAACGCCUAGCUGAUUGCGGAAUCGGAUUCGGAAGAAACGCGAUCGGCGGUCGCGACGGGCGUUUCUACGUAGUCACCGAUCCAAGAGACGACAAUCCGGUUAAUCCUAGACCGGGGACAUUACGUCACGCCGUGAUCCAAAACCGACCACUAUGGAUCGUUUUCAAACGCGAUAUGGUGAUUCAGUUAAAACAAGAGCUGAUCGUUAACAGCUUCAAAACGAUUGACGGACGCGGCGCAAACGUUCACAUCGCAAACGGCGGUUGCAUCACGAUUCAGUAUGUGACGAACGUGAUUGUUCACGGAUUGCAUAUUCAUGACUGUAGACCUACCGGUAACGCUAUGGUGAGAAGCUCAGAGACGCAUUUUGGGUGGAGAACGAUGGCCGAUGGUGACGCGAUUUCGAUCUUUGGAUCGAGUCAUGUUUGGAUUGAUCACAAUUCGUUGUCUCAUUGCGCUGAUGGGCUUGUGGAUGCAGUUAUGGGCUCUACGGCUAUUACCAUCUCCAACAACCACUUAACUCACCACAACGAGGUUAUGUUGCUCGGACAUAGUGAUUCUUACAUGAGGGAUAAAGCUAUGCAAGUUACCAUUGCUUAUAAUCAUUUUGGUGUCGGACUUAUUCAAAGAAUGCCGAGGUGUCGACACGGGUAUUUCCAUGUCGUGAACAACGAUUACACUCACUGGGAAAUGUACGCGAUCGGUGGAAGCGCAAGCCCGACAAUCAACAGUCAAGGAAACCGUUACGCCGCUCCGAAAAACCCCUUCGCUAAAGAGGUGACGAAGAGAGUGGACACACCGGCGAGUCAUUGGAAAGGAUGGAAUUGGAGAUCAGAAGGUGAUUUGCUUCAGAACGGAGCUUACUUCACUUCUUCAGGAGCCGCCGCCUCCGGUAGCUACGCACGUGCUUCUAGCCUCGCCGCUAAAUCCUCUUCAUUGGUCGCAACCAUUACUUCCGACGCCGGAGCUCUACCUUGUCGCAGAGGGCGUCAAUGUUCCUCAUAGUUGUUUUUAACCUCCUCCCCACCCCACCAUUACCACCAAAAUUCAAAACCAGCGUCCAUUAUAUUCAGACAAAAGUGUAUAUUUUCACACAUUUGUCAUUUCAAAGCCAAUUAUCUUUUUUUUUUUUUUUUGGGUGUGUGUUUGAGUCGAUUUUUCUCAACCUCGGGUUUGCUUGCUUUAACCGCAAGUUAAAACAAGAAAAGGGGAAAAAACCAACCUUUCAUGUAAAAGAGAAACUCCCGAAGUGUUGUUGGUUCUGUCUGAUCAACUCAGAUUGUUCUUCCUCUGUCUCUGUCAUCUACUCAGGAAAAACAAGAAUAUUAUGUCUUGUUCUUUCUUUUUUUUUUUUCGUAUUUCUUAAGGUUUAUAAUUUUUUUUCUUCUUUUUUGUUAAAGGGUUUUUUAAGGUUUAUAAUUUAAUAUAGAGUCUAAAUGAUUUGUGAAUCUAUCUACUUUUCUUUGUAUUUUCUUUUUUGGUUGGCUUGAUUUGUUAGCUUUAUUUUCCCAUGUGGUUGUAACCUGUCAUCAUUGUACUUUUUAGCUAUUGAAGCAAGCAACCAAUAGUUAU